Molecule: messenger RNA, 1791 nt
Organism: Helobdella robusta
Lineage: Eukaryota; Metazoa; Annelida; Clitellata; Rhynchobdellida; Glossiphoniidae
Exons: 13
Coding region: 1-1791 (596 amino acids)
Biological process (GO): sodium ion transmembrane transport
Cellular component (GO): membrane
Source: RefSeq, a predicted model, not a curated record
AUGAUCAGUUUUGUCGGGAGUGAACGAGUUACUGAACGGCACCGCUCAUACGAGGAUGCAUUGGAGAGGGGACAAUGGAACAAAAAGGCGCAGUUCAUCUUCUCCAUUAUGGGCUCCUCCAUUGGGCUUGGAAAUGUUUGGAGGUUUCCAUAUUUGCUGUACAAAAAUGGCGGUGGGGCUUUCCUCAUUCCAUUUUUUAUCAUGCUGGUUGGCAUCGGCUAUCCCAUUUUCAGCAUGGAGUUAAAUUUAGGACAGUUUUCGAGUUUAGGACCUCUGGCCUGCUGGAAAGCGUGUCCAAUUUUUAAAGGUCGUAUUGGUUAUUCUAACGAGGUGAUAAACAUCAUCAUAGCAUUGUAUUACAAUGUCAUCGUCAGCUGGUGCAUCUUCUUCUUUUUCUCGUCAUUCUCAUGGGUUUUGCCCUGGACGAAUUGCGGUAAUCAUUGGAACACUCCGUACUGCAUAACAAUGAACGAACUGCGAGGGCUUUCUUCCAAUGAUUCCUUUGUAAGAAAUGGAACGGAGAUGGCGCGUGUUCAACUGAAAACUCCGAGUGAAGAAUAUUUUUACCGACACGUACUCCAGCUGUCGAAAGGCUUGGACGAUCCGGGAAAUGUUGUUUGGACGCUCUUUGGGUGCCUAGUAUUCAGCUGGCUCAUGAUCUACAUCGUCCUCAUCAAAGGAAUACAUUCACUUGGCAAAGUAGCUUACGUGACGUCCACAAUACCUUACGUCUUCCUAACCGUCUUGCUGGUGCGAGGCCUCAUGUUGGACGGAGCCAUGGAGGGCAUCAAGUUUUACAUCAUUCCAGACUUCAACAAGUUGUUGGAAAUAAAUGUGUGGUCAGACGCAGCAAUCCAGGUGUACUACUCGCUCAGUUCUUGCACUGGCAGCAUAAUCGCCAUGGCCAGUUACAACAACUUCCACAACAACAAUCUUUUCGACAUCUUCUUCGUACCUCUAAUUAACGUCUUCACGAGUCUUUACGCCGGCUUCGUCAUCUUCUCCUUUCUCGGCUACAUGGCCCACCUCAAAAACGUUACUGUCGCUACUGUAGCCGCCGACGGUCCAGGGCUGGUGUUUGUAGUGUACCCUGAAGGAUUGAGCACCAUGCCCGCUGCCCCCGUCUGGAGUGUCCUCUUCUUCCUCAUGAUGACCAACCUCGGCUGGAGUUCUAUGUACACAAUGACGGAGUCAGCUUUUGUCGCCUUCACGGACGAGUUCUCGAAACAUUUGAAGAAGUCAUUUUGGAAGACAUGCAUGUGGAGAGGUGGAAUUUUGAUAAUUGUCUGCUUGGUGACAAUCCCACAGCUUACUCAUGGAGGUUUCUACUUAUUCGCACUGGUGGAUGAAUUCACAGGUGGCCUACCUCUCCUACUCGUUGGUCUCAUCUUCGUUCUGGUUCUCAUGUUUGUAUAUGGAGAAAAGAAUUUUGAGUUGGACAUAAAGAUGAUGCUAGGCAGAAAACCACCUCUCUACUUCAAGAUCUGCUGGUGCUUCGUCACACCUCUUCUUCUAGCUGCAACGAGUUUGUUCUGCAUAAAAGAAUACCAACGACCCACUCUCUUCAACAAGUCUUACUUCUUCCCAAAAGUUGGGAUCCUGCUGGGUUGGCUCAUCGUGGCAGCCAUCGUCCUUCCCAUUCCUCUCUACUUUGUCUAUCAUGGGAUCCGUAUCUACAAACAUAAGCAUCGGGUUUGUCUGUCUCUUUCUAUGAUGUGCGUGUCUUGCAAUGUGUGUGUGUGUGUGUGUGUGUGUGUGUGCGGGUGUGUGUGUGUGUGCGGGUGUGUGUGA